AUGGUACCUAGGCAGGGCACGGAGGACCUCGACCAGCAGAGCCAGACGAUGAGAGCAGGGGAGGAUGAGGAAAGCAGCCGGGGCAGCCGCCGCCGCCACCUCCGCGGGCUCCCAGCUGCAGCAGGCUGCGGAACAUUUACAUUUCUAUCCUCUGCCGUUGCUGCUGUAAGUGGACUUCUAAUGGGUUAUGAGCUGGGCCUUAUCUCUGGAGCUCUUCUUCAGAUGAGCAGCAUAUUAGCACUCUCCUGCAAACAGCAGGAAAUCGUUGUAAGUUCCCUGCUUAUUGGGGCCUUAUUUGCAUCCCUUAGUGGUGGAUUCCUAAUAGACCAAUUUGGAAGGAGACUUGCUAUUAUUAUUGCAUCUUCUCUCCUUGUGCUGGGGAGUCUGAUUUUACUGCCCUAUGAAUCCUAUGGGAUGCUUAUUGUGGGGCGGAUUGCCAUAGGUGUUUCCAUAUCGUUGUCAUCGAUUGCAACCUGUGUGUAUAUUGCCGAGAUCGCCCCACAGCACCGGAGAGGCCUCCUUGUAUCCCUGAACGAACUCAUGAUCGUGAUAGGCAUUCUUUUGGCCUAUAUCUCAAAUUACACCUUUGCCAGUGUACCUCAUGGUUGGAAAUACAUGUUUAGCUUUGUGAUUCCAUUAGGUGCUUUGCAGGCUAUUGCCAUGUACUUCCUUCCCCCGAGUCCUCGGUUUCUUGUCAUGAAAAACAACGAUGAAGCGGCAAGAAAAGUACUGGAGAGGCUACGGGAAACAUCAGAUGCUACUAAAGAACUUACUGUGAUCAAGUCUUCCCUGAAAGAGGAACAUCAGUACAGUUUCUUGGACCUGUUUCGUUCAAAGAACAACAUGAGGGCCCGAAUGUUGGUAGGACUCACUUUAGUCUUUUUUGUGCAGACUACUGGGCAACCCAAUAUUUUAUUUUAUGCGUCGACAGUUUUGAAGUCAGUGGGGUUCCAGAGCAACGAAGCUGCCAGCUUGGCUUCUACUGGAGUUGGAGUGGUCAAAGUGGUCAGCACAGUCCCAGCCACGUUUUUUGUGGAUCAGGUUGGAAGUAAAACUUUUCUUUGUAUUGGUUCUUCUGUUAUGGCAAUCUCAUUGGUCACUAUGGGCUUAGUGAACCAUAACAUAGAUGUGAACCUCACUAAUGUCUGCAGAAGCCAGUCUCCUGAGGAUUUCUUUCUCCAGAGAACAGGAAACCUCACUGGUGUCCUCAAUGGGAGUCUCAAGGACCUCUUUGCUAGCGUGGUUUCACCAGAAAGAUUGUCAUAUGAUGCACAGAGAAGACCAGAUGUUGUCAGGACAGGAGAACUGAACAGGACUGCCCUGGCAGGAGGCAAAAGCAAAACAGGGGCUCUCAUCGAAAGUGAGGAGGUUCCUGUUGUCCUGAAAUGGCUCUCACUGGCCAGCCUGCUUGUAUAUGUUGCUGCGUUUUCCAUAGGUCUUGGACCAAUGUCCUGGCUGGUCCUGAGUGAAAUUUUCCCUGGUGGGAUCAGAGGACGGGCCAUGGCUUUGACAUCCAGCAUGAACUGGGGUAUAAAUCUCCUCAUCUCCUUGACAUUUUUGACUGUAACUGAGCUCAUUGGCUUGUCUUGGGUGUGCUUCAUUUACACAAUAAUGAGCCUAGUAUCUCUGGCUUUUGUCAUUGUGUUUAUACCAGAGACCAAAGGAUGCUCUUUGGAGCAAAUAUCCAUGGAACUAGCUAAACAGAAAUACCGGAAGAGCCCCUUGUGCUGGGUGAACCAGCGGAGAGAGGAAUUGGUGCCGGUGGAACUUGCCAAGAGAGAGAAAGAGCAGCUCUACUAG
Molecule: messenger RNA, 1800 nt
Organism: Indicator indicator
Lineage: Eukaryota; Metazoa; Chordata; Aves; Piciformes; Indicatoridae
Gene: SLC2A12
Product: solute carrier family 2 member 12
Exons: 5
Coding region: 1-1800 (599 amino acids)
Biological process (GO): transmembrane transport
Cellular component (GO): membrane
Molecular function (GO): transmembrane transporter activity
Source: RefSeq, a predicted model, not a curated record